Molecule: messenger RNA, 1771 nt
Organism: Nerophis lumbriciformis (worm pipefish)
Lineage: Eukaryota; Metazoa; Chordata; Actinopteri; Syngnathiformes; Syngnathidae
Gene: slc2a11a
Product: solute carrier family 2 member 11a
Biological process (GO): dehydroascorbic acid transport
Cellular component (GO): plasma membrane
Molecular function (GO): D-glucose transmembrane transporter activity
Source: RefSeq, a predicted model, not a curated record
GCGGCCAAUCAGGUAUGAGAGAGUUGCUUCAGGACCCGUGGGUCUGCAAGUGGACCUGUCAGAAGCGCUCCAACUCACUGGCAGGGAGAAGGUAACUUGAAGAUGUCACACACCGGGCCACAAAAGAGUAGCUCUUUGAUGCUGGUGCUGAUGGUUGCUUCAGCUGCCAUUGGAGGCACACUUCAGUACGGAUACAACCUGGCCAUCAUUAAUGCUCCAACGACUUUCAUUCAGACCUUCAUCAACGAGACCUUUGUGGAGCGCUGGGCCAUCCAGCUGCAGGACUACCAGGUGACUCUGAUCUGGACCAUUAUCGUCUCCAUCUUCUCGUUAGGCGGCUUAGUGGGGGCUCUCAUUGCCGGACCCAUGUCCAUUCGCUUUGGGAGGAAAAAAUGCCUGCUGCUCAACAAUAUCUUCCUCCUAAGUGGCGCUCUAUUGGCUUUGACAAGUCGUGCCGCCGGGUCGUUUGAAAUGAUCAUCCUAUCACGUGUCCUUAUUGGAAUAAAUGCAGGAAUCAGCAUGAACGUGCAGCCGAUGUAUUUUGGGGAGAGUGCACCAAAGCACUUGAGAGGGGCCGUGGCUUUGUCCUCUGCGGUUUUCACAGCCUUUGGUGUGGUGCUUGCACAAGUGGUGGGACUCAGAGAGAUUCUGGGCAGCGAGUCAUGUUGGCAGUAUCUUCUUGCCAGUAACGCCCUUCCUGGCUUGAUUCAGCUCCUGACCCUGCCGUGGUUCCCAGAAAGCCCCAGAUACUUACUCAUAGACCAGGGGGACAAGGAGGCUUGCGUCAAGGCUCUGCGGCGACUGCGUGGCUGUGAAGUCCAGAGCAGCGAGCUGGCCGAGAUCCUGCAAGAACAGGCCGAAACCAAGGGCCUGAGGCCCAGUCGUCCCUGGGAGCUCUUCGGUGACCGCGCGGUGCGCUGGCAGCUCAUCACCGUCAUGGUCGUCAGCAGCGCUAUGCAGCUGUGCGGCAAUGACUCGAUCUACUUCUAUGCGUCGUACGUCUUUAAAGAGGCAGGAAUAUCUGAUGGCCAAAUCCAAUAUAUCACAAUCGGCACGGGCAUGUGUGAAUUCACAGCCUGCAUCAUGUGUAACCUGCUGAUCGAGCGCAAAGGUCGCAGGUUCCUGCUGAUGGGAGGCUUCAUCCUCAUGACCGUGUGGGCGAUUGUCUUCACCAUCGCGCUGUCUUUCGAGCACCUGGUAUCCUGGAUGCCUUACCUGAGCAUGGCCUGCAUCUUCACUUACAUCCUCAGCUUUGGCAUGGGUCCAGCGGGUGUGACAGGACUUCUUCCCACUGAAGUGUUCAAUCAAACGGCUCGGCCGGCGGCGUACAUGAUGGCUGGCUCCAUGAUGUGGAUCAACCUCUUCAUCGUUGGAAUGAUCUUUCCGUUUCUCGUGAGUGAGAUGCGCCAGUAUUGUUUCGUGCCUUUCGCAGCCGUGUGCCUGCUCUCCGCGCUGUAUGUCGGCCUGGUUCUGCCGGAGACCAAGGGCAAGUCUUUGUCGGCCAUCACCGCUGAGUUCCACAAGCUCAACUUCAAGAACCAGGAAAGCAAGGGUCAUGGUCAAAGUCAGUAUCAGGCGGGCCAAGUGUGUGCGUCCACGGCCUUGUAGACACCUUCCAUCUUCUUUGACAACACAAGAUGAUAUAAUGUAGCAUUCAUAUGUUAGAGUCAAGCUGCGCAUGCGUGCGAGUGUGCGUGUGAAUGAGAACACAUGUGUAUGAGAGUUAAAUAUUUGUAGGUAUUCAUUGUUAUCCAAUAAAUAUUCUAUUGUA